AUGCAAAUUCCUAAUGAAUAUAUCUCAACGGCUGAAGACGUUGCAGAUCAGGUUAUAAGAAAAUGUAAGCAUGUAUUACCGACAGUAGCGAGGCUAUGUCUUAUAUCCACAUUUCUUGAAGAUGGCCUUAGAAUGUGGUUUCAAUGGUCGGAACAGAGAGAUUAUAUGGAUAUGUCUUGGGGCUGUGGGAAGUUCUUAGCAACAGUUUUUGUGAUAGUAAACUUAGUAGGUCAGCUAGGAGGAUGCGUCAUGGUGCUAGGACGACUGAAAGCUGACAUAGCGUGCGGGAUUCUGUUCUUCAUUGUCGUUCUACAGACGUUCGCGUACAGCAUACUAUGGGACAUGCAAUUCCUGUUCCGUAACCUGGCCCUCAUCGGAGCCCUGCUUUUGGUGCUGGCGGAGGCUCGGGCCGAGGGGCGCAGUCUUUUCGCCGGUGUACCUUCCUUAGGCGAGAAUAAACCUAAGACAUAUUUACAGCUCGCUGGAAGAAUACUUUUGGCGUUCAUGUUCAUAACGCUACUGCGGUUUGAGGUGUCGUUCUUACAGAUCGUCCAAGACUUGUUGGGUUCAGUGCUUAUGAUUCUGGUGACAGUCGGUUAUCGUACCAAGCUGUCAGCAUUACUUCUAGUUUUGGUGCUGUCGGUACUCAAUCUGUACCACAAUGCAUGGUGGUCGGUGCCAUCAUACAAACCUCUCCGGGACUUCCUUAAAUAUGACUUCUUCCAGACACUGUCAGUGAUUGGAGGUCUUCUGAUGAUAGUCUACCUUGGUCCAGGAGGUGUUAGUAUGGACGAGCACAAGAAGCGGUGCUAG
Molecule: messenger RNA, 813 nt
Organism: Danaus chrysippus (African queen)
Lineage: Eukaryota; Metazoa; Arthropoda; Insecta; Lepidoptera; Nymphalidae
Source: the annotation of a GenBank genome assembly